Molecule: messenger RNA, 2608 nt
Organism: Lindgomyces ingoldianus
Lineage: Eukaryota; Fungi; Ascomycota; Dothideomycetes; Pleosporales; Lindgomycetaceae
Product: eukaryotic translation initiation factor 3 subunit B
Exons: 3
Coding region: 176-2395 (739 amino acids)
Biological process (GO): translational initiation
Cellular component (GO): eukaryotic translation initiation factor 3 complex
Molecular function (GO): translation initiation factor binding; translation initiation factor activity; RNA binding
Source: RefSeq, a predicted model, not a curated record
UUGGACAACACUUAUACACUUGCGGAGUCAUUGCAAAGCACUGCCACUGGAUCCAUUUUACUCAGAAAGUCUAUGCAUCACGUGAUUGAGUUUUCCUCAAGCGCGGCACACAGAAUUUCGAAAGUUAUAAGUUGCGACAACCCCACCUCACACCUAACCCUAACAGAAGAAAAUAAUGGCGCCCUCAUACGAAAACCUCCCCAUCGAUGAUGAUGAAUUCGACGAAUCCCAAAUCGACUUUACUGAUAUCGAAGAACAAUACCAAGUACGCCUAGACGAGGGUCUAGACGCCUUCGUGGUGGUGGAUGGCUUGCCCGUCGUGCCCGAGGACAACCGGGCCAAGCUGGUUAAGUUCCUACUGAGGAAGUUGAACUCGGUGGGAAGGGUGAAGGACGAUGGCGUGUUUAUGCCGCUGAAUGAUGAGGGCAAGACUGAGGGCUAUGCGUUUGUCGAAUACAAUGCCCCAAGUGAGGCUGUUCAGGCUGUUAAGCAACUCCAUGGCACUCCGCUUGACAAGAAACACACCAUGGCCGUCAAUAAGCUCACGGAUAUCGAUCGCUACGGACGCGAAGGUCGCAUCGAGGAGGAGUACUAUCCACCCGAAAUUGAGCCCUUCCAGCAAAAGGAGCAUUUGCGAUCAUGGCUUGGGGAUUCUGACGCACGAGACCAGAUAGUUAUGUUCCGCGGCGACAAGGUCGGUGUGUUCUGGAACGAGAAGGAAGAUGCGCCCGAGGCGGCCGUUGAUCGCGAUAACUGGACCGAGUUCUUUGUGCAGUGGUCACCACAGGGAACAUUCCUCACUUCCAUGCACGCCCAAGGUGUACAGUUGUGGGGGGGCAAGACGUGGAGUCGGCAGAAGCGGUUUGCCCACCCUGGAGUCAAUCUCGUGGAUUUCUCGCCCAGUGAGAAAUACGUUACCACGUGGUCGCAUAAACCUCUUCAGGUUGAUGAGAACCACCCGGUUCCCCAUCUCUCGUUGGAAGAAGAUGGGAAGAACUACAUCAUCUGGGAUAUUGCCACGGGCAAGCCUCUGCGUUCCUUCACUACUAUCGAUGUACCAAGCACUACGGAUGCAGAGGGCAACCCGGUUAAGAAGAAGAUGCAGUGGCCGACGUUCAAGUGGUCUUCAGAUGACAAAUAUGUUGCCCGUAUGACCCAAGGCCAAUCCAUUUCCGUCUACGAACUACCCCGGAUGAACCUGCUCGAGAAGGCUUCUAUCAAGAUUGAGGGUGUGAUGGAUUUCGAGUGGGCUCCUGCAACACCCAAGCGAGACGGCAUCAAAGUCUACGAACAGCUCCUCUGCUACUGGACUCCUGAGCUCGGUAGCAAUCCUGCCAAGGUAGGUCUUAUGUCGAUUCCAUCAAAGGAGAUUGUACGAACUCGCAACCUCUUCAACGUCUCUGAUGCCAAGCUUCAUUGGCAAUCCGAGGCUGCCUACGUUUGCGUCAAAGUCGAUCGCCACUCCAAGUCUAAGAAGUCCAUGGCCACUAACCUGGAAAUCUUCCGAGUCCGGGAAAAGGGUGUACCGGUCGAAGUUGUCGACUCCAUCAAAGACACUGUCAUCAAUUUUGCCUGGGAACCCAAAGGCAACCGCUUCGUCUUGAUCACCACCGGUGAAAUCCCCGCACAGGCCGCGGUCCCCCCAAAGACAUCCGUAUCCUUCUUCUGCCCCGAAAAGGCCAAAGGAAACGUCGUAGGCAACUUCCGACACAUCCGCACCUACGACAAGAAGAACAGCAACGCCAUCUACUGGUCUCCCAAGGGCCGCUUCGUGGUUGUCGCAUCACUGCAAUCUCAGCAAUCCUUCGACCUCGAUUUCUAUGAUCUCAGCUAUGAGAAGCCGAAGGAUGAAAAGGACGAGAAGGACAAGGAUCUAACUGCUAAUCUUCAGCUCAUGAAUACCGCUGAACACUACGGUGUCACGGAUAUUGAGUGGGACCCAACUGGACGUUACGUUGCUACCGUGGCGUCGGCUUUCCGUCACCAUAUGGAAAAUGGCUACCAUCUCUACGACUUCAAAGGCAACCUCCUACGGGAAGAACACAUCGACCGCUUCAAGCAACUGAUCUGGCGACCUCGCCCGCCCACCCUCCUCUCCAAGGAAGAGCAAUCUGAGAUCCGCAAGAACCUGCGAAACUACAGCAAGCUCUUUGACGAACAGGAUCUGGCGAAGAAAAAUACUGCGAAUAGACAGGUGGUGGAGCAGCGCAGGAGGCUGUUACAGGAAUGGCUGGCUUGGAGGGAGAGCAUGAUUGAGAUGUUGAAGGAAGAGGGCGCAGAGAUUGAGUUGAAUGGUGGGAUAGUGAAGAAGGAGGAUGGGGAGACAGAGGAGACGGAGGAGGUCGAGGAGAUUGUCGAGGAGAUUAUUGAGGAGACGGAGGAGGUUAUUGGGUAGGCGUUGGACUGGGCUUGUCUGCCCUGAUGGGACGGGAGAGUGCUAUGGGUAGGUGGCGAGAGUAAGGUCGGGGGACUGUGUGCGUCUGGGGUUCCUGGGCUUUGUACGCGCGCUGCUUGUACAUCCGUCAACUAGCUACCUACUUAGCAGUCGUGAAGGGGACCGGGAUACAUGCAGCUGACUAGAUAGACACUUAGUAUAUAGAAGACGAUG